This is a messenger RNA of Erpetoichthys calabaricus (reedfish), 6707 nucleotides long. RefSeq names its product sarcolemma associated protein a (gene slmapa). Gene Ontology annotation, molecular function: protein binding. The transcript is spliced from 25 exons. Bases 1081 to 3684 code for a protein of 867 amino acids. The record is from RefSeq and is a predicted model, not a curated record. Lineage: Eukaryota; Metazoa; Chordata; Cladistia; Polypteriformes; Polypteridae.
UGUGAGUGUGUGUGUCUGCUAUUCAAUAUGGCGGUCAUUACGAGAGGAGGGGGACAACUUGCGUGGAUUUGCCUUAAGCCCUGCGAGAGGAGACGUUAAUUUUCUGUGCGGUAGUCAACACUCAGUUAUUAAAGACAAGCAGGGGAAACAAAUGGCUUAGCGUCUACCCCUCUAGAAAUAUUUUAUCUAUAUAUGGAACACGCGAAGCUGCGUGGAGGGUCCGGCAUGAAAUUUCCGUGUCUGCUUCUUAAAGGAGGGGCGCUGUUUUGAUUUUCGCGUUGGAAAGUUAACACCGUUGCCUGUACCUUUCCUUUCCUCGUGUCCCGUGAGAAGUGGGUUUCAGACGCCGCCUUGUUCUGAGGCCUGGGACAUUUUCUUGGGGAUAUUUAAAGUUUGGGAUUGCACGCCAGGUGAACGUGUUUCUAAGUGAAGGCGGAAUGCUGCGCUCUUCUUGAUUGUAGGUGCAGCCUGUGGGGUGCUCGCUGUUGGGACUGGUGUUCUGAUAACUGAAGGCGGAUUCAUCACAGCAAGAUCAAACGAGACCAGCAUUUUGGAUUAUUAACCUCUUCGAGUUGGCCUUGUAGGUGCCCCGGAAAAUGAACGGGUAAAAGUGGCUGUCCGUGUUGUACUCGCUAGGCCGGCCGAGGGGGGCUGGUCCGGGUGGAUUGUUAUUCUCACCUGAUUCGCAGGUGAAGCCGCAAUGACAUAUCUGUAAGGUGUGCUAAAACCGGUGCUUAUUCUUUCGCCAGGACCUUUAAAUGAUCGGCUACUUGCCUCCACACUUUAUGUGCUUCAGAGGAAAUCUGAAAGAGAGGUUGCUGCUCCCGCCGAAGGUUGCCGCCUGUGCUGCUGCUUCGAUCCGGCGUGAUCAAUAAUGGGCCUCUUGGCGGACGGACGGGAAGGUGGAACAGAUAUCCAACAAGCUGUCCGCUCCUAGUGCAACCCUUCUAUGUGGCUUACUGCUAAAUAUACUGUCGUCAUUCCGCAUUUAGCAAGAAAUCUGCAAGUCAGCCGGCCGCAGUGCCUCCUGAAACCUGUUCUUUCCCCUGUGCUGCUAGUGACGUGCCCCGGCUGUCAUCAAUGCCUUCCGCUUUGGCGGUCUUCACCUGCCGGCCCAACUCGCAUCCCUUCCAGGAGCGCCAUGUGUACCUGGACGAGCCUGUCAAGAUCGGGAGAUCGGUGGCCCGCUGUCGCCCGGCGCAGAACAACGCCACGUUUGACUGUAAGGUGCUGUCCCGGAACCAUGCCCUUGUUUGGUUCGACCACAAGACUGGAAAGUUCUAUUUACAGGAUACAAAGAGCAGUAAUGGAACUUUCAUCAAUAGCCAGCGCUUAAGUAGAGGAUCUGAAGAAAGUCCACCAUGCGAGGUUCUUUCUGGCGACAUUAUCCAGUUUGGGGUGGAUGUAACAGAAAACACUCGCAAAGUUACACAUGGCUGCAUAGUUUCUACAAUUAAACUGUUUUUACCUGAUGGCUUAGAAGCACGACGACGAACAGAUGUUAUUCCAGCUCCCUUGCCGCUUCCUGUUGAUAAGGCAGCUGCUAAUGCUCCCAGUAUGUAUUCUCAGGAACUCUUUCAGCUGUCACAGUAUUUACAGGAGGCCCUACAUCGGGAACAAAUGCUUGAGCAAAAAUUGGCCACCUUGCAGCGAUUGCUGGCUAGUACACAGGAAGCAUCGGAGAGUAGCUGGCAGGCCUUAAUAGAUGAAGACAGGCUGCUUUCAAGAUUAGAGGUGAUGGGAAACCAGUUGCAGGCCUAUUCAAAAAACCAAACUGAAGAUGGUAUUAGGAAAGAACUGGUAGCCUUACAAGAAGACAAACACAACUAUGAGACAACAGCCAAAGAGUCCCUGAGGCGGGUUCUUCAGGAAAAAAUUGAGGUUGUCCGAAAACUGUCUGAGGUGGAGAGAAGCUUGAGCAACACUGAGGAUGAAUGUACCCAUCUGAAAGAAAUGAAUGAGCGAACACAAGAAGAGCUCAAAGAGCUGGCUAACAAAUAUAAUGGAGCUGUAAAUGAAAUCAAAGAUCUUACAGAUAAGUUAAAGCAAGCAGAGGGCAGGCAGGAGGAGAUCCAACAGAAAGGACUGUCAGAAAAGAAAGAGCUGCAGCACAAAAUUGAGGAAAUGGAGGAAAAAGAGCAAGCACUACAGGCCCGUAUUGAAGCCUUACAAGCAGAUAAUGACUUCACCAAUGAAAGGUUGACUGCAUUACAAGUACGUUUAGAGCAACUUCAAGAGAAAAAUAUAAAGGAGCACAACAGUUUAGACCACUUUCUUUUAAAGAGUGGAGGGGACAGCACAUUUAUCCAACAGUUCAUUCAGUGCCAGACUGUAAGGCAAAUAAAAGAACAAGUAGACUCCACCCAUAACAAUAAGAAUGCUGGUUUCGAAGGUGUUAUUGAUGCUCGGCUAGACAGCAAUCAAAAUACAGAUGAAAAUUUUCUACGGACCCCUGAUAAGUUAAAAGCAAAGCUUAUAGAUGAUGAGCAUCUGCUGAGAGUAAUGGAAGAAACCAAGCUCUUAAAAGAAAAUCAAGUUGAAGCAAAGGAAUCAGAUAUGUCUGAUACACUUAGCCCCAGCAAGGAGAAAAGCAGUGAUGACACUACAGAUGGUCAAAUGGAUGAACAUGAGCUGACCGAGCCACCAAUUAAAGUUUCUCUGUUAAAAGAUGAAGUGCAACGUUUAAAUUUUGACAGUGGGGACACUGAGAAGGUGAUACAGCAUUUACAUAAAGAACUUGUAGAAGCGCAAGAAUUGGCCAAAGUUGGCAAACAGAAAUGUGUUGAACUGCAAGCCUUACUUGAAGAAGAACGAAGAUCUAGCCAGCAACAGGCCGAGGAAUCGAAAAAACAGAUCCAGUUUCUUCAAGCCCAUUUGCACAAGCUGCAGAAGGAUAUUGAAAUUCUUAAGGAGGAAAAGGAAAGCGAGAUCUCAGACACGAGAGAUGAUCUCGCUAAUGCUCAAGAGGAGAUUUCAGUGAUGCGACAUGCUAUGGAGGUGGCAACAUCAGAGCGGGAGAAAGAAAUAGUCUUUCUGCAGGAGGAUCUCGGCACAGUGCGACUUGAGCUGGAGAAAUGGCGUAAAGCUGCCUCCCAGUAUGAAGAAGAAAUCACUGGAUUGCAGGCCAACUUCCAGUUUCAAAGUCAGCAGAAGGAGAGGACUGAGGAACUUCAAGAAGAAAUCGAGAAGCUUCAAAAGGAGUGUCUGAGACUACAGAGGGAAUGUGCUGCUUUGCACAAAGAGCGAGAGGGCCUUCUUGAAAAGUUGCAGCAGCUUGAGAAGGAGCUGGACAGCUCUCGCAAACACAGUGUGGAGCUGACCAGUAACCUUGGAGUACUGCAAAAGACUCACAAAGAUCUGGAGAACAAGAUUGGUGCUAUGGAAGAGCAACACCAGCAGGAUGCCAGUGGUCUCAAAAACCUUCUUGCAGAAGCAGAUAGUCGGGCACAGACAUUGCAAAAAGAGUAUGAGGAAACUCAAACCCGUAUCUUGGAGUUGAAAGGCAUGUUUGAUAAAACAGAACAAGAAAAGCAGUCACUAGCUGAAGAGCUCCAAAUGUGCAAAGCCAACCUGAAAAUGCUGCAGGAGAAAGGCAACAAUCCAUCCAUAUCGCAGCCUGUCCAAGCCAUUUUCAUCGGCCUUAUCCUGGUUUUCCUGUAUUGGUGUUUCGGCCCAUUGUGGUAGAAAGGGGCAGUGGCUGCCAUGGAUGCCAGUGGUGGCAGUGCUGGUGGCAGUGACAGUGGUUGUGCUAUACCCAUGUUUCUCCAGGGCCUCUAACUAAAAGCUUCUUUGGUCCAACUCACAUUACACAUCUUUCCACAAACUGCUGCUUCCAUCACGGCUGGGACAACUUGACCUGAUUUAGUUACUUUUAUCUCAAAAAAAAAAAAAAAAAAUCACACCCUAUUCUGGGAGUACAACAAUAGGAUUCUUGCUUUAAUUGUAUAAAGAAACAUGUAACUGUAUAUAUAUAUAUGUAGAGGGAAUAAAAAUGUGGCUUCUAAUCUAGAUAAAACCUUAUUUGCAGUUUUCCUUGUUAAUUUUUUAAGCAGCACCAUGGGAUUUUGAAAUAUUACAGUGGCCUAAACUAGGCCUUUUGGUACCACACUAUUUUUUCGUGAAUUUUGGUGUGUUUUUACAAUAAAAUGCAGUGGCCACAUUAGUGGGUAAAUGUGGUUUUCUGAUUUGGUAUGCAAGCCAAAUAUGUAGUACGUACAUGGGGCACAAAGAAUCAAGUGCCUGGCUUUAGUUGUUCCACUUGUUUUUCACAAAGGUCAUCCUCUAGCAUGUCACAAAGUAUUCUGCGAUACUGCAGGGAGCCCCUUAAUCUGUUACUUCAUUCGACAAACUUCACCAAAUCUUUUUUUUAUUUUGUUUUUUUGCCUGUCUUGUUCAUUUGUGAAUGAAUGAAAAGCUCCACAUACUUCAGCUUGGGUACUUUGUAUGAGUCUUCAGUGCAUUUUUAUGUCGUAAAGUCAAAAUUAACAGUUGUCGAACAUGUUAAUGAACACUACAGAUUUUGAUUUAAAAUGAUGUAAUUCUUCGUUUCCAUUUUAUAUAUGGUAAAUAUUUAUAUGUAUGCUUGGGGGUUCCAUGUUACUAGGAAACACUGAAAUCAGCUGAUGCAAGAACAGGCCACUGGACACCCAUUUUGUUCAUAUGUUACGUCCACAUCCCUCAAUAUCAAGUGCUGCAUGCAGCAAUGUAUUCUGUGAAAAAACCAGAAUGAGAAACAUGCAGAAAAACACAAAAAUCUACAUCACUUCAGCCUUAGAAAUAUCAUGAACAUGCACGAAAUGAAAGGCACACAUAAUAAGGUCAAGACUCCAAAAUAUGGCACAUGUUCUACAACAGUAAUGUCUGCUUUGGUUAAGACUCAGAUAUAACACAUGUGCUAAAACAAUAACAUCCACUUUGGCAAAGACUCCAAAAUAUGGCACACACACUUAAAACAAAAAUGUCUGUCUUCAGUUAAGAGUUCAAAAUAUGGCACACGUGCUAAAAGAAUGAAGUCUACUUUGGUUAAUACUCGGAUAUAACAUACAGAAGUUCUGUUUCAGUCACGACUCCAAAAUUUGGCACAUGUGCUUAAAACAGCAACGUUUGCUUUGGUUAAGACUCAAAUAUAACGCGGUUUGCUCAAACAGUGACAUCCACUUUGGUAAAGACUCCACAAAAUAUGGUACAUGUGAUUAAAACAAAAACGUCUUCAGUUAAGACUCAAAUAUGGCACAUGUGCUUAAAACAAAAAUGUCUUCAGUUAAGACUCAAAUAUAACGCGGUUUGCUAAAACAGUGACAUUCACUUCGGUAAAGACUCCACAAAAUGUGGCACAUGUGAUUAAAACAAAAACGUCUUCAGUUAAGACUCAAAUAUGGCACAUGUGCUUAAAACAAUAAAAUCUUCUUUGCUUAAGAAUCGAAAUUUUGACACGCAUGCUAAAACAAUUAACAUCUACAUUGGUUAUGACUCAAAUAUAAUGCGUCCUAAAACAAAAAUGUCUUCUUUCAGUUAAGACUCCAAAAUUUAGCACACAUCCUUAAACAAUAAUGUCGUCUUUGCUUAAGACUCCAAAAUAUUUGACCCACAUGCUAAAACAGUAAUGUUGGCUUCAGUUAAGGCUCCAAAACAUGCCACACAUGUAAAUCAAAAACGUCUACUUCGGUUAAGACUCCACAGUAUGGCACAUGUGCUAAAAACAAAAAGUCAAUUUCACUUAAGAGUCCAGAACUAUUCUGGUGUGUGCGAGAUUAUCAAUACUGUUAAAAAAGUGAACAGUCGUCCCUUCUAUUACUAUUAGUAAGCGUUGGUUAGAAACAUAAGAGGUGCAGUCGAAAGAGUUUUAAAACUGUUUUAACGUUUUUUGUUUUUUUUGUAUUUUGCUAAGUUAGAAGCCAUCAGAAUUGUUCUCCCUCUUAGGAAUAAGGAUGGUUUUAAAAUCCUCUUUUAGAGUCGAUUAUUGGUGAAUUUAAAUAACGCGUUCUCAACGUAACUUAGGUCUCUUGCGCUAAACUUUGAUGUUAUGGUUUACAUUGCUGCAGAAAUGCACAGUUCCGUAGACAUGACCGAUAUAAAUUUGGACAUCUUUACACUUAAUUGUCAGGACUUUCACUGUAAUAUUUUUGUAAUGCACAGGUGGAAACCAACUUAGCUGAAUUUCGUGCAAAGCCCGAGAGUGCUUUAAAAAAGACGGCACAGACCGAUACAUCGGGGAAUUUCCCUCAGCGCACUAUUUUAAAUAAUUCUGUAUUUUAACUUUAAAGGUGGAAUGUGGUUUCUUAGUAAUGUGUAUGAGAUUUUUUUUUUUUUUAAACUGUUGAAUUUGUCUGGAGGUCCAUGUAACCUUUAGGAGGGUUUCUUUCAGUUCUGUUUGUUUGAGUUUGAUGAAUCGUUCGUUAGUCAGUGAGCGAGUGUCUGGACAGGAACUGUACAAACUUAAGUGUUCUAUGGUUUUCCAUUAUAAAAAGCCGCCCAGUCAUACUACAUCCUUAUGCCAGUGGUACUUCGGAGUACCUCCUGUAUAUAGUUUGUUUGCAAAUAUUGUUCUGAGAUGCUAAACUUCAAAAUUACGUUUUUUAAGUAAAUAAUUGUUUAAAAUAUAUUUUGUAAAGAUAUGGAAAGUACCAUAGAAUUUCUGGAAAAUAGAGGAAUUUAUUUGCACUAACACAUGUGAUGUGCAUGAUUUAAUAAAACAAAAUUUACUCUCA